Pyricularia pennisetigena is the source of this 810-nucleotide messenger RNA. RefSeq lists its product as uncharacterized. Gene Ontology annotation, cellular component: cytoplasm; protein kinase CK2 complex. Lineage: Eukaryota; Fungi; Ascomycota; Sordariomycetes; Magnaporthales; Pyriculariaceae. Bases 1 to 810 code for a protein of 269 amino acids. The record is from RefSeq and is a predicted model, not a curated record. The transcript has 3 exons. Gene Ontology annotation, molecular function: protein kinase regulator activity.
AUGGAAGACUUUGGCAGCGAGUCGGAUAGUGACUACACUAGCUACUGGAGAGAUUGGUUUAUCGGUUCCAAGGGCAACGAAUACUUUUGCGAGAUCGAUGAGGAUUACCUGACGGAUCGGUUCAACCUCACGGGCCUCAACACAGAGGUCUCUUACUAUCAAUAUGCGCUCGACCUCAUCACCGAUGUCUUCGACCUCGACUGUGACGAUGAGAUGCGCGAGACGAUAGAGAAGUCGGCACGACAUCUUUACGGGCUGGUCCACGCGAGGUAUAUUGUCACGACGAGAGGAUUGAGCAAAAUGCUCGAAAAAUACAAAAAGGGCGACUUUGGCAAGUGUCCCCGCGUCCACUGCGGCUCGCACCCGCUGCUGCCGAUGGGCCUGUGCGACAUACCCAGCUCGAAGCCGGUCAAGCUCUACUGCGCGCGGUGCGAAGACAUAUACAACCCCAAGUCGUCGCGACACGCCGGCAUCGAUGGCGCGUACUUUGGUACCUCGUUCCACAACAUCCUCUUCCAGGUCUACCCAGCCCUGAUGCCCGUCAAGUCGGCCGAGCGCUACGUCCCGCGCUGCUUUGGCUUCCGCGUCCAUGCGGCUGCCUCUUUGGUGCGGUGGCAGAGCGGAAAGCGUGAGGACAUGAGGCGGCGGCUGCGUAAGAUGGAGGUCGAGAGCGGCUUCAAGGACGGGGAGGACGAGAUUGAGGACGACGAGGAAGAAGAGGACGAGGACGGCAUGAAGCAGGAGGGCAUGGCCGUCGGCUUGGUGGACUCUGCUACAGUACCUGGGGAUAGCAUGAUGCAGGGUGUCUGA